AUGUUCACACAUACAUUACUUUCAACUUUCUCUUUUUUGGUUAUCGCUGCUGCGGCCGCACCAGUCGAUGAAUCAUGGGUACAGCCCCGAGAUUCACCAGUCCACGAACUAUUCUACAAAAGAGCUCCUAACCCUUCGGAUCCCAAUUUCGCAUCCAACUAUCCAGCACCUGGUAGUACCCCACCUACCGAUUCGUUACCUCAAGCAUGGACAGAUAAGUUGAAAACGAUCAAUCUACCUGACGUUCAGCCUUCGAGUCCGAACAACGGUUAUCCAACUUAUGCCGAUGGUGAAACUCCAAACGAUCAGAAGAUCUGUUCAUUCACUUACGAAUGUACGACGGAUGAAGAUCUGUAUAAUCCACCUUCAGGUGUCCUCGCUCUGUCCUUCGAUGAUGGACCAGGAGAGGCUUCACCAGACUUGUACAGUUUCUUAGCCACCAACAACAUUUCAACUGCUGCCACCCAUUUUAUGAUCGGUGGUAAUAUCGUAUACAAUCCUACCGGUAUGCAAGCUGCUGUCGAUGCCGGUGGACUUAUCGCUGUCCACACAUGGUCUCAUCAAUACACUACUACCCUUUCCAACGAAGGGGUUCUCGGUGAACUCGGAUGGACCAUGCAAAUCAUCAGUGAUCUCAAUGGAGGACGAAUCCCCAAAUACUGGAGACCACCUUACGGUGAUGUUGAUAACAGAGUUAGGGCAAUUGCGAAAGGAGUUUUCGGACUUGAAACCGUUGUCUGGAACACUGACUCCGCUGAUUGGGCUAUCGGCAGUGAUGCCCAAUAUACACACGACUCGGUCGUCUCCCAAGUUAACCAAUGGUUAUCCGGAAACAAGACCAACGGAUUGUUAUUACUUGAGCACGAAAUCAAGCAGACCGAGGUCGAUGUCUUCAAGGCGAUCUUCCCAAGCAUCGGAUCGAAUGGAUGGACCAUCAAGAAUGUCGCUGAUGCAUGGGGCAUGAAUUGGUACGUUAACUCUGGUAAGACCAACACCGAAGCUAUCACUACGAUGUCAGUCGGAGCGAGCACCUUGGCAGUAACCAAUCAAACCACCUCUCAACAAUCUUCUACCUCUGCCUCCGCUUCUGCUUCUGUAUCGACCACUUCCGGUUCAGGCUCUACUACUUCGGCUCAAGUCGCCACUUCCACUUCGACAUCGCCUGCUACCGCUGCUGCCGCUGCGAAUUCAGGCUCAUCAUCCUCUGCUUCUUCCACUCUGGUGAUCCCAGGAUUUGCUUUAGCAGGUUUAGGAUUCUUCACUGCUCUUUUCCUUCAAGUAUAA
Molecule: messenger RNA, 1284 nt
Organism: Kwoniella botswanensis
Lineage: Eukaryota; Fungi; Basidiomycota; Tremellomycetes; Tremellales; Cryptococcaceae
Exons: 6
Coding region: 1-1284 (427 amino acids)
Biological process (GO): carbohydrate metabolic process
Cellular component (GO): membrane
Molecular function (GO): chitin deacetylase activity
Source: RefSeq, a predicted model, not a curated record